CUACAACCACAAUGGUCUGCAGAACCACCAGGCCCAAACAAACCUGUAUUCCCGACUUUCCUGCUUUUUUAUCGCUCUGAUACCGAAGGCCAAUGAAGCCAUAGUCGAGAAGACGCAAGGUAUCACCAAAUCCCGCAACCUAUUCUCGGACUCUCCAAUACUUGACGCAAACAGCCUUUUCAUCGGGAGGGGGACGAGUGCCGCACCGAAAGGGAGAGAAUUGCGCGCGCUGGUCGCAGGGAAGGUGAUUGCUCGAUUGUGCGCUCCCCACUUCUACUCGUACCCGCACCUGUUGCAAAAAAGUAUAUGCACAUGAUAUCAGUGUAUUGUUUUCUGCGCUGAUAGGCCAGAUACCUAGGAUCGCCCUCAGCACUGGACUUGGAUCCGGCCCAGGAGACUUCUAUCGGCAGGGAAUGGUACAACUUACAAUGGUGCUAUCGGCGAAUUGCAACUGAAGCACUAAAAAAGAAAAGGUAGCCCCGUGAGGGGUCGUGGCGGCAAAUCAAUGUAACCCGUAUGAUACGCAUUCUCAGUGAUUGCUGCCGUGUGCUCCAAAAGCUUGGAUCCUGAUUGAGUGCUCCCAUAACCAAGCGCCUGAUCAUAGCAUUGUGAAUGCUGGUCAUGACCAUCAGUGUCUGCGCGCUCGCUAAACAAAGAAUGCGCCGAUCAUGCCUAACACAAAUCAUCGACGCCGACAACUUGAGCUAGUCCGUUUCCCGUUUGUUUGGAGCAUAUAUAUUGCCUAGCCCACAGGAACAUCAAUCAAUCCCUCUAUCAUUCGUUAUCGCGGUUGCCCGCGACCAGAGGCACCCUGAUCCGAUCCACGGUUAUGUUUAGUUCCACCCUACACGUGUGCCUUCUUGCAUUCUGAUCUCGAGCGUUUGAGGUGGCAAUAAACUGCUGUUUAUGGGGCGGACCCCCUCGGAGUUCGCAGUCUCCCAUGUUAAAUCGUAUUAUAUUCCUACCUAUACCCAAUCUGCCAUGCGAGCAUAGGGCGAUCAAAUGUCAAUGUGUCAAUCAUGACAAGUCCCUUCGGCGAAGCAAUCAAUCAAAUUCCCGAUUUGUGGGACGGCUAAUGGGUUAGAGGUUCAAUAAUGGUGCUCCCCACUCAAAACCAGUACGGUCCCCCAUUCCUCAUGAAGGCCGAAGCUUCUGGACUCCUACUAAUCCCGGCAUCAAAGGGUCGGUGACUCGAACAAUAAUUCCAUUGAUAUCCACGUAAAGAUA
Tuber aestivum (summer truffle) is the source of this 1227-nucleotide messenger RNA. The record is from the annotation of a GenBank genome assembly. Lineage: Eukaryota; Fungi; Ascomycota; Pezizomycetes; Pezizales; Tuberaceae.